AUGGACUGCAUUCUAGCAUUUCUGUUCUUCGUGGUUGCUCUGCCCUCUGGAGUAUAUGCACAAGACACCUGCGCAGACGCGACGUUUCAGAACACCUACUUCAUCUAUGUUGUGAGCGCUGAAGUCAAGCCUACAGGGGAUGAGAAAACAGUGGUUCAGGGCUGCCGUUGGGCAUGGCACUUCGAAGGCGGCAAUCCGUUCGUACCCGACUUCACGAUGGCACAGAAGACAUUUCAUUGCGUAGAUGGCGUAUGGGAUAGUCCUCCAUAUGAGAAGUGCUUGAUGUUAUAUUCUGACAUUUUGGAGGUGCGGAAUAGCGGCGUACCUUAUCGCAACAUAACGAGGUGGGAAGGCGAAACACUCGUGCUUCCAUUCUAUAUAAACAAGCUGAUGUGGAUUGCCGACGGGCCUUGGGUUUUCAACGCUGCCGGCGAUGUACCCGCGCACUCAACAAUGUCUAAGAUUAAACGCUUCCCGGAGGAUAAGUUGUCACUCCAAUCAAAAUUUACAAUUCACCUCACCAAAGAGCAUACAGGGUACUACUACUACAAGGAUGUGGAAAACUACUAUUCGCCGACUAAAAAAAUCCUACAAAGACCAAGACACGAGUGGUUCUACAUCGAGGUGCUAAGCCCAAUAGACGGUGAGUGGGGCGACUGGACAUCGUGGACUGAAUGCACCGCCACGUGCGGAGAGAGCACACGGUACCGCGACCACGCCUGCGAUAACCCCUCCCCGAUGUACGGGGGCGAUGACUGCCAGGGACCCGCUAAUGUGACCGAGGCUUGCUCGUUGGAUCCCUGCCCGAUUCACGGCGGCUGGUCGGAGUUCGGAGAGUGGGGUGACUGCUCAGACACGUGUGGAGGUGGAGUAACAACUCACAGUAGGCUGUGUAAUAACCCUGUUCCGGAAUGGGGAGGAGAUGAUUGUGUAGGAGACGCUACUGAAGACGGGGAAUGUAAUACUAAUUUAUGUCCAAUUGAUGGUAACUGGGCCACUUGGGAGGCGUGGUCAACUUGUACCCACUCUUGUGGAGGCGGUACCAGGGACCACAGUCGCACGUGUACUGACCCAGCACCUGGGUACGGAGGGGUGGACUGUGAUGGCGUCAACUUUGAGGUUGGUGUGUGUGGAGAGAUAGAGUGCAAAGCUGAUGGAAAUUGGGCCCAGUGGACAGAAUGGACGCCAUGUUCCAAGUCAUGUGGCUUCGGAAACAGGACGAGAGAGCGGAGCUGCUCCGAUCCAGCGCCGUCCCACGGUGGCUUGGACUGCCCCGGGGUCGGCAUGGUUGAUAACUACUUCCAGAAAGAAGACUGCAUGGAAGUCUAUGACUGCCCGGUGGAUGGCAAUUGGACAAGUUGGACACCGUGGGGUAAUUGCACUCUGCACUGUGGUGGAGGUGAGAUAAUACGAUCUAGGGAGUGUACCAAUCCACCGCCUGAUUUCGGAGGUCGUUACUGUGAGGGUAAUGGAACCGAAGUCAUACCGAACUGCAACCCCGAGGAGUGUGGUGUGAACGGUGGAUGGACUGAGUGGACUCUAUGGACAACAUGCACCAAGACCUGUGGGAGUGGUUCCACGAUGAGGAAUCGAACCUGUACCAACCCAUCCACUACGUAUGGUGGCAUGGACUGCAAGGGGACUGGUGAUGAACUUAUUUUGUGCAACACUAAUCGCUGUUUGGAUGGCGCCUGGACCCCAUGGUCACCAUGGUCUGUCUGCUCAAAGAGCUGUCGAGGAGGAGUCCAGGCUAGGGCUAGAUCUUGCACUAACCCCAGACCAGGCUUAGGAGGAAGUGACUGUCCAGAUACUGACCAGGCUAGUAGCUACAGCCAGUGGCAACGAUGCAACGAACAACCUUGUCCAGUUCAUGGCUUGUGGUCAAGUUGGUCAGCAUGGUCAGAAUGUCCAGUGACCUGUGGAGGAGGGUACCGAAUCAUAGAGAGAAACUGUUCCCAACCGGAGCCUCAGUGGGGAGGUAAACAGUGCAGGGGAACUGGUGGAAGGACCUGGCGCUGUAACACCAAGGCCUGCCCAUUAUUUGGAGCUCCUGAGUUUGUCAAUUAUUUCCCGAGUGAGACCACAAUCAAUGUGACUUGGAGUGUACCUCUGGAGUAUGAAUGGCCGAUUCUUUAUUACAAUGUACACUACAGAUUAAGGUUGACUGCAAAUGAAAGUCCGAGUACAAUUCUCAAGUAUCCUUCCGAAGAGAGUCCAUACAUUAUCUACAACCUAACAUCGUUCAAGACUCUACCGACCAAAGACAACACCACACUCUCAAUGACUGUCCGUGGUCUGCCUGCGUACACUAAUUAUGAGCUGUGUCUAACAGCCAAGCAUGGGCACGGUGCAGCAAUGAGCGGUCACAGUGAAGUCAACAAAGUCAGAACAUUAAGACACGCUUUUCCAGCACCGCCUAGCCCAGUAACCAUUGAAUAUGCAGAUUACGCCAUGGAGCAUGAAUACAAGGUGUUGAUUCGUUGGUCAGAGGCGUUACUGCCCAGUUUCACAGCACCGACCAUGUACCACGUGAUGAUACGAGACAUUAGAACAACAAUUGAUAAGCCAUGGACAGUCCUGGAUGAAGUUCCUUCACAGAUCACAGGGCAUCUGGUUCGUGAAAGCUCCACAUACAACCUGCAUGACAAUGUGUACAUUGUUCAGGUAGUAGCCAGCAAUCCUUAUGGAUCUAGUACCCCGGCUGUAUGUAAGGAACUUGUGGACUAUCUAGCAGUCGAGGCAGAGGAAUAA
This is a messenger RNA of Asterias rubens (European starfish), 2751 nucleotides long. RefSeq lists its product as uncharacterized. The record is from RefSeq and is a predicted model, not a curated record. The transcript is spliced from 18 exons. Lineage: Eukaryota; Metazoa; Echinodermata; Asteroidea; Forcipulatida; Asteriidae. Gene Ontology annotation, molecular function: protein binding. The coding region runs from base 1 to 2751 and encodes 916 amino acids.